Pochonia chlamydosporia 170 is the source of this 3171-nucleotide messenger RNA. RefSeq names its product nitrate reductase. NCBI's taxonomy places the organism in Eukaryota, Fungi, Ascomycota, Sordariomycetes, Hypocreales, Clavicipitaceae. The record is from RefSeq and is a predicted model, not a curated record. Bases 1 to 3171 code for a protein of 1056 amino acids. The transcript is spliced from 4 exons. Gene Ontology annotation, molecular function: molybdenum ion binding; oxidoreductase activity.
AUGGGAGCCUCCAAACGCUGGGCUGUCAAGGUCCAAGACCACCCUGGUUCGACAGCCGAACAAAUCGCCAAUGAGCCCAAUUGGAGCACCGGCCAUGAACAUCGCGUUGGGUAUAGGAAUAAGAGCAAUCGCUUGCCUGGAAUUACCCACAAGCAUGAGGACUAUAGUCAGGAAAUUGAAGACGCUCUGAAGGAGAGGAAGAAGCUACAGUUGGACGUAGAAUCCGGCAAGCUGGUCAACUUUCGGGACGUCAUUCAAAGUCAAGAGGAUUUCCAUCUCAGACACCCAGAAAAUAAGUCUCUUGGCUGGCGAUACGUUCUAGAAACAACUGAAGAUUGGGUCAAGCACGGUCAGAAAUGGCCAAUAAAUGUCAAACACGACCAAGAUCAAAAGCAGAAGCAAACCAAUGAGGACCAUUCUCAAGGCUCAGGAGAGAAAAUAGAGAAACCGUCGCAAACCGAGCACGAAUGGAGGCGUGAUGAGGACACUGGGAAACAUCACGAUGCGUACGCAUCAGAGAAACCGACAAAAGACGGCAAAGGGGACAACAAUACAGAAAAGGACGACCUUUCGGAAAAGUACACCGCGCAGGAACUGGCGCUUCUUCGGGCCCUGGAGUACGAGAAGGACUAUAUUUUCAGCUUAAAGGAAAACGACGGCCGCAAACAUUCUCCCCAAAAGCCAAAACAGACGGAGCUAUCAAUAGAUGAGCAAGACCAGUUCAGCCCAGAUAAUUGGGUGCCGCGAUCGUCCCAUCUUAUUCGACUCACGGGAAAGCACCCAGUAAAUGCCGAGCCUCAACUAGAUCACCUCUUUGAUGCUGGACUCAUCACUCCCAACGAACUUCACUAUGUCCGAAACCACGGUUCCGUCCCCAGACUACUCUGGGAAUACCACGAGCUUGACAUCGAAUACAAUGGGCGGGUAACCAAGAUCAAUAUGAAAGACCUGACUUCCUUUACCUGUAUCAACAUCCCCGUCCUAUUAGCAUGCGACGGUAAUAGGAGAAAGGAACUAAACAUGAUCAAGAAGAGCAAAGGGUUCGGUUGGGGGCCCGGCGGCGUUAGCUGUGCCUAUUGGAAAGGUCCCUUACUCCGCGAUGUCCUCCGCUCAGCUGGCGUGCCGGAAAUUCUAUCGCAUGAUAAGCGGCAUUGGGUCAACUUCGAAGGCGCAGAUGAUCUCAGCGACGGCAAGUACUCGACAUGUAUCCCGUACGAAUACGCGAUGGAUCCGCAAAACGACGUUAUUCUAGCCUACAACAUGAACGACGUUCCUCUUCCCCCGGACCACGGAUAUCCCGUUCGCCUCAUUAUCCCCGGAUAUGUUGGAGGCAGAUGUGUCAAGUGGCUGAAGCGAAUAUGGAUCAGUGACAAGGAAAACGACUCACAUUACCACAUCUGGGACAACCGAGUUCUUCCCUCUUUUGUCACAGAGAAGGACGGACCCUUUGCUGAAACUCUCUUCAAGCAUCCCGACACGGCCUGCAACGAGCAAAACCUCAACUCAGUCAUUGUCAAGCCAGCACAGGGAGAAACUAUACCACUGGCAAAGGCUAAGAAAGGUAACAGCUAUCGAAUAGAGGGCUUUGCAUAUGACGGCGGCGGCCACCAGAUUCAACGAGUAGAAGUGUCCUUGGACAACGGUAAAACGUGGCUAUACUGCAUCCGUCGCUUUUCCGACCAUCCCAUCCGCCACGGCAACAAGUUUUGGGCCUGGGUGCAUUGGUUCGUCGACGUUGAAAUAUCUCACUUGCUGAGGGCGGACAGCAUCACCGUUCGCUGUUUCAACGUCUUCAAAAACACGCAGCCCAGAGACGCCAAUUGGAAUAUAAUGGGCAUGAUGAAUAAUUGUUGGUAUGUUGUACGCCCGGAAAUUACAUACGAGGACGAUUCAGGGGAACCCGCCAUAUUAUUCAGACACCCUACAGAGCCGGGUACCGGAGAUGGCGGAUGGAUGAAGCCAAGUGUUGAGAAUACUAUAGCCAAAGUCCGCCAGGAAGCCGGCGCGCCUCAGAAGCAGUUCACCCGCGAGGAAAUUGAGAAGCAUGAUAAGCAAGAUGACUGUUGGAUAGUCGUCGAUGGCAAGAUUUAUGAUGCAACGAGUGUUCUGGAGUGGCAUCCAGGUGGUGCGGCUGCUAUUUUGGGCCACGCAGGAAAGGUUCAUAAGGAGACGAGUGAUGAAUUUGCCAGUAUUCAUGAUGACUAUGCCUACCAGAAGCUUAAAGAAUGUGCUCUUGGUGUCGUCACUGAGAAGGCGGCUAACUACAUCAAGAUGAAUGCAGAAUCGUCAGCUAAAGAUGCGGCGAGCUCUCAACUGCAAAAAGAGAAAAUCGCACUCCAAAAGCACAGAUGGAUUCCGGUGACAUUGGUCAAUAGAAAGCAACUCUCCCGAGACACAAGAAGCUACACGUUCCGUUUGCCCGAUAAUAGCCAUGUGUUGGGAUUAGGUACCUGCCAACACGUCCAAAUUGGCUUUCACCUACAAGAUAGAAUGCUAGUCCGCAGCUACACGCCAACACGACCCCUUUUGCCUUGUCCAAACCUUCAGAACGGGCAUAGCCAGCGUGGCAAGAAGGAGACGUCUCCGGAAGACGGCCACGGGACGUUUGAACUCACAGUCAAGACAUACUUUCCCGACGACAAUCAACCUGGCGGUGCCUUGUCAAAUAUCCUUGACUGCAUGCCUAUUGGCGAAGAAGUGGAACUCAAGGGUCCCACGGGGGAAAUCGUCUACAACGGCAAUGGGAACUUUAUCAUUGAAGGCAAGGAACGUCACUUUGACAAAGUCUCCCUUGUGCUCGGCGGAUCUGGUCUUACACCUGGCUACUCCCUCCUGGCGCGGAUACUACUCACAAAGGGAGACAAGACGCAAAUUAGGGUUGUUGACGCAAAUAAGAGUGAGGGUGACAUCUUGUUACGACAAAAGCUGGAUGAGUUUAAACGCAAUUCCAAUGGCCAGCUUCACAUUACACAUGUUUUGAGCCACCCCAGUGACAAAUGGGACGGGUAUAAGGGAUAUAUUAACGCAGAUAUUAUUAGAGAAAGCCUCUUUGAACCCGCGGAAGAAGCUGUUACGUUCCUCUGCGGUCCUCCGGCUAUGAUUCAAAAGGCGGCGCUACCGGCUCUGAGAGACUGGGGUUACGUGGAAGACGAAAACAUGUUCGGAUUCUAG